AUGGGAAGCCACUUCCGUACUCCGCCAGCUAAGCGUUCCGCACCCGACCCGUUUCAUCCAAACGGACCUUCCAAACGCUCCAGGUCGUCCAGGCCACCUCCGCCGCCGCUCCCCGUGCCUCCCGGCCACACGGCGUUCCGCCUCCUCUGCAACGCCUCUCGAAUCGGCGGUGUCAUUGGCAAGUCCGGCUCCGUCAUCAAGCAACUCCAGCAAUCCACCGGCGCCAAGAUCCGAAUCGAGGACGCGUUGCCGGAGUCGCCAGACCGCGUCAUCCUGAUUAUUGCUGACGCCGCCCUCAGCGGCAAGGUUUUGCUGAAAAACGAUGAGGCCGUUGAGGUGUCGAAGGCGCAGGAAGCGCUGGUUAUGGUGUUCGAUAGGAUCUUGGAUGUGGCAGCGGAGACGGAAGGCGUCGACGUCGGGGACAGGCUGAUGUCUUGCCGGCUUGUGGCGGACUCGGCGCAAGCUGGCUCCGUCAUCGGUAAGGGCGGGAGAGUGGUCGAGAGGAUAAAAAAGAACACUGGAUGUAAAAUUAGGGUUUUAGCUGAUGAUUUGCCGCUUUGUGCCGCCGCUACGGAUGAAAUCAUUGAGGUAUUUUGCCUCCUGCUCCUCUUCAUUUUUGCACUUGUCCCUCGAACUUUUAGGUUGAGACCACUGAGGCCUUCAAUCACUACUGCCAGUGUUUAUUCUGCUGCGUUCUCCAGUAUCCAUAUCAGUUUUCAGGGUCAAGCGUUUCAUGUGGAGCUGGUAGAUAUGAGUAGUAGGGACAGUUUGAUAGAUUGUCGGAUAGUUGUUACCUAUGGAGCAAGUUUCACUGGUUCAGCACACACGAUAGAAGGCAGAGUGUCAUCUGUAAAGAAGGCACUUGUUGCAGUCUCCCAACGUCUUCAAGAUUGUCCUCCUGUUGAUAGAACAAAGGUAAUGGGAAGCAAACAUAAUGAAAUGGUUCAAUAUGAAGCAAUGGAUCCACUUCCCCGGGAGACUUUUACUGCAGUACCACAUGACACUGUAGAUCAUCUUUUGCGGAGGAGCUCUGCAAUGUCUACUUUAUCCAGUUGCCCUAACAGCUAUGCCACCAGAGUUCAUUCAUUCCCACCGGAAGUUGAUAGAAUCUCCUCCCUGGAACCAAAACAACUUCAGCAGGAAGUCACCUUCAGAAUACUUUGUUCAAAUGAUAGAGUUGGAGGAGUUAUUGGAAAGGGAGGCAAUAUUGUUAGAGCUCUUCAGAUUGAGACUGGGGCUACAAUAAGUAUUGGUCCUUCAGUAGCUGGAUGUGAGGAUCGAAUAAUUACUAUUACUGCUUCCGAGAAUCCUGAGUCAAGAUUUUCCCAAGCACAAAAGGCUGCUGUGCUUGUUUACUCCAGGUCCAUUGAAUCUGGUUAUGAGAAGGUGGAGAUAAGUAACAGGUCAAUUGUUACUGCACGUCUUGUAGUCCCAUCAAGCCAAGUUGGUUGUUUGAUAGGAAAAGGUGGAGUAAUAAUAUCAGAAAUGCGGAAGGCUACUGGUGCUAGCAUAAGAAUAAUUGGAACUGAUCAGGUGCCAAAAUGUGCAUCAGAUAAUGAUCAAGUUGUACAGAUAUCAGGAGAGUUUUCAAGUGUGCAAGAUGCAUUGUAUAAUGCAACUGGUAGACUGCGAGAUAAUCUUUUUGCCAGCACUGAGAAUAGUGCUGGAACAAGGAGUUUUUCUUCUAUGCAAGUCGAUAACAGUCCCUAUGGAAGACUGCAGGAUGUUGUUCCUCUUGGAAGCCAACUACCUGCAGCCAUUUCUCAUAGUCUGACUAGACAUACUUUUGCUCAUGGCAUUGAUCAUCUUGCUCUUUCUAGAAGUUUAGAUCGCCCUUCUUCCCCAGGUUUAUGGACUAGAAAUUUAGACCGUCCUUCUUCACCAAGACUAUGGGCUAGAAAUUUAGAUCGUCCUUCAUCACCAGGGUUAUGGACGCCACCGACAAUGGCUGGGAUAAAUUCAAGAGGAACUAAUGAUUUUAAUUGGGGAUUGACAUCUCGAAAAGGAAGCUUAGAACUUGUCAGUGGAAGUAAAUCUGCUAUCGUGACUAGUACCACAGUAGAAAUUGUGGUUCCUGAUGAUACUAUUGACUCUGUAUAUGGGGAAAAUGGUAGCAAUUUGGCUCGUCUGAGACAGAUAUCGGGUGCGAAGGUUGUUGUCCAUGAACCUCGUCCUGGAACAAGUGACAGGACUAUUGUCAUAUCCGGUUCUCCUGACGAAACCAAAGCAGCGCAGAGCCUUCUCCAAGCAUUUAUUCUUAGUGGCUCAUCAUGA
Messenger RNA from Sphenostylis stenocarpa, 2274 nucleotides. The record is from the annotation of a GenBank genome assembly. NCBI's taxonomy places the organism in Eukaryota, Viridiplantae, Streptophyta, Magnoliopsida, Fabales, Fabaceae.